GUGGGGGCGAGGGUUAGGGUGUGACUUGUGGCAGGACCAUAGCCCAGCCUUCAGGUGACCACCGUGGUCGGUCACGAUGCCUUCCCCACCCCAAAGCCUUGGGGCUGCCUGCCCUUGGGGUUUGGUGGCUUUAUUUGGAGGGGAAGAGCAGGCUGGGCACCCCCAGCAGCUGGCCUCAAGGGGGGUCUUGAGGGUCCCCCUCACACACUGAGCUCCAGGGCCUUCCAACCCCAAACCUCCCUUAUGAGUGGAAAUAUUGAUUUUUACAGUUAAACCUGUGGUAACAUCCUGCUACUAUUAGGCCUUCUAUGGCUUUCAGGUGUGUUGGCAGCUCAAGGUGAGCGUUAUUUGGGAGCCCGGCGUUUGAGGAGGUUUGAUGAGGUCCCUGAAGCGCACCUGCCCUGCCUGGUGUUCCUCCUGGCUGCCAUGUGCAGAGUGGCCGAAGACCAUGACAGGUCUCCCAAGCACAUCGGGAACGACCGCCAGCGUGGUAAUUAUCCGCGGGUCGAAGAUGUACGUCGCUCACGUUGGCGAUUCAGGAGUGGUGCUGGGAGUCCAGGAUGACCCUAAGGACGACUUUGUGAGAGCUGUGGAGGUGACACAGGACCACAAGCCAGAACUUCCCAAGGAAAGAGAGAGAAUUGAAGGCCUUGGGGGCAGUGUGAUCAACAAAUCUGGGGUGAAUCGUGUCGUCUGGAAGAGGCCGCGUCUGACUCACAACGGCCCCGUGCGCCGCAGCACCGUCAUCGACCAGAUUCCCUUCCUGGCAGUUGCUCGAGCGCUUGGUGAUCUUUGGAGCUACGACUUCUACAGUGGUGAAUUUGUUGUGUCUCCUGAGCCUGACACCAGUGUGCACACAAUCGAUCCCCAGAAGCAUAAAUAUAUUAUCCUUGGCAGCGAUGGACUGUGGAACAUGAUCCCACCUCAAGAUGCCAUCUCCAUGUGCCAGGAUCACGAGGAGAAAAAAUACUUCAUGGGAGAGCACCGACAGUCUUGUGCCAAGAUGCUGGUGAACAGAGCCCUGGGCCGGUGGAGGCAGCGCAUGCUUCGUGCAGAUAACACCAGCGCCAUCGUCAUCUGCAUCUCCCCGCUGCAGGACGGCAAAAGCGACUUGGAAAAUGAAGAAGAAUUGUAUCUCAACUUGGCAGAGGGUCCCUCCUAUAGCAGCCCUGAUACGAAUGUCAUGACACCCUCCCGCUGCUGUACCCCCCCAGUAAAGCUUUUGGAAGAUGAUCCAUGGCCACGACCGAAUUCUUCCGAGCCUGUUCCUCCCCUCAUGCAUAGCAACAUGAUCUCAGAAAAAUAUUUAGAGCUGCCAAACGAGAUUGCCAAAAGCAAUUUACCUUCGUCAGGAGCAACCCCGAAGGAUUCAGGCCCGCAGGAGGAGAAGUGCAGCAAAGCCUUGGCUUUGAGGAUACACGAAUCCUACAGCAAUGGUUUGUCGGUCAAUCUCUCCCCUUCCAACUCGGCAAAUUCAGGCACGGACCAAAAAGGUUUGAAGGGGUCUCCUAACGGCCAAACAAAAGCCCAAGACGCAGAGAGGACGCCCACCUCAAACUUUAAAAGGACAUUGGAAGAAUCCAACUCGGGCCCAGCUAUGAAGAAACCCAGACGUGGCCUGAGUCGAAACAUGAGCGUCCCACCCGAGGGCAUGGCCCCGACUCCCCAGCGCAAAAACCCAGCCAAGCUGACCAUGCGCCGCAGCCUGCGGGGCCAGAAGAAGCUCAGCACCUCGCUCUUCCACCCCCCCAGGAAAGCUGUCUGCGUCUGCUGAGGGGCCCUCCUGCAAGGAAAUGUAUUUCAGGUCUGGUUUAGAAUUUUCAAGUUGGUGCAAAAGUCUGAAACUCUUCCCGUUUUAAUCUUUUUUUUUUUUUUUAAAGUAGAAACUUUUUUUUGGUAUCGAACAGCUUUAUCCCAGCCUUGUACUUGCUUGUAUUAUAACUGUGAAUUUUGUAGAUGUGUAGGGUAUAAGUCACUGUAAAAUGUGUGUAAAUUUGUAUUCCUUCAUAUAAAUGUAGUCUCUUUUCUUCCUUGUAUAAUUGUUACAGCGGGGCUAAACCUUGUUUUAAAAAAAAAAACAAAUAAUCCUUUUUGUUAAUUUACUAAAGUCAUGAAUUUGUAUACGCUUCUUGUGAUGAGAAUUUCACAACUUUUUAACUAAAGUAAAUUAUUAAACAGAAUGGAAGAUAUGUAUUUUCGUAGUACUAUACGUUCCACCUAAAGUGUGUCUUUUAGAGAAUACACUAGGUCUAUAUUUUGUUUUUAAAUUUUAGAUUUCUCUACUCAGAAAUGAAAUGUACUUGGAAGCCGAGAUGUUGAGUCUUGCUUUACACAGCUCAAUGUCGAUUUCUUUACGUUAAUUAAAAUACUAUGCAGUAUCUUAUUUAGUUGUAUCUUUUGUAACAUUAAUUGUCAACAGUAUUUAGCAAAAAAAUAGUGUGUUUUAAAAGUCCAACUCCCAAAAGCAUCCUACAAAGCCAUUCCCAUCCCCUGUUAGAAACGAUGGCAUUUUUAUCCAGGCAUAAAUGUCUGCCCUUCGGAGGGGUGAACUUCCUGCUAUUCCAAUACCGAUGGUGCUGCUAAUACCUUUCCACACAAGUUCUUAAAUUAUUUUAUGACUUAUUUUUGUUGAGUAUGUGGACCAUGUGUAUGUUCACCUCAAUAAAACCUGUGAAAAUCGGA
Messenger RNA from Calidris pugnax (ruff), 2682 nucleotides. RefSeq names its product protein phosphatase, Mg2+/Mn2+ dependent 1D (gene PPM1D). The coding region runs from base 377 to 1774 and encodes 465 amino acids. NCBI's taxonomy places the organism in Eukaryota, Metazoa, Chordata, Aves, Charadriiformes, Scolopacidae. The record is from RefSeq and is a predicted model, not a curated record. Gene Ontology annotation, molecular function: protein serine/threonine phosphatase activity; mitogen-activated protein kinase binding. The transcript is spliced from 6 exons. Gene Ontology annotation, cellular component: nucleus; cytosol. Gene Ontology annotation, biological process: protein dephosphorylation.